AUGGCAUUAAAAAAAAAAUAAUUUACUGAUCAAUUAGAAAAAGAUUUGGAGUAAUAAAAGAUGUUAAAUGAAAAACGUUUGAAAGAAUAAGAAGAAAAAAGGUAAAGGGAAAUUUAAGAAUAUAAGGAAAAGGAUGAUAAUGAAAAAAAAAGGCAAGAAGAUGCAGAAAGAAAAAGGAAUUUAGAAGCUACUUAGAAUCAAAAUCGCCAGAAAAAGGAAUCUUGCUAAAUAAUGUGAAAAAUAUAAUAAAUUAAAAAUAUUUUUUCUAAUUAUUCUUCAUUCUUAAUAUUUAAAAAUCUUAAUAGUCAUAAUAUCUUCAUUUAUUUGGGCAACUUCAAUUUUAUUUAAUUAUUAUUAAUUAUGUUCCACUUAAAAUUUGUAUAUAAUAUUUUUAUGCCUUUAUUAUUAAUAAAUAUUAAUAAAUAAUAAUGCUUAGAUUGAUUUCAAAAGGUUAUUAGUUUGCAAGAUAAGCAAAAUAAACAAAGCAAAGUAAAUAAAUAUAGGAAAAUAAAGAAACCGAUGAGAAAAUGAAAAAAAUGCAACAAUUAGUAAUUAUCUAUAUAAUUAAGGAAUAAAUAUUUAGAUCCAUAAACUUCUGAUGCUUUAGAUAAAUACAUAGAUUCCUUUGGGAACAGCUCCUUUUCAAGUCUUAUAACUAAAAUUUCCUCAGAUAUAACUUCAGAGCAUAGCCAUUUUAAAUGUAUUUUAUGAUCACAAUUAAAAUAGAAAUUUGUAAGCAAGCCUAAUAAAAUAAAGAUUUAAAAUAAUUAGUAAAAGAUAAAAAUUCUGAAUUCAUGAAACAUGUGUUAGAAUUUUAAAAUAGUUUUGCUCCUUUUACAUAAACAAAUAUUGAUGAAAAAUCAUAAUCAUAUUAAUCUUCAAUUAAAUAAAAGAAAAAAAAAUGA
Molecule: messenger RNA, 905 nt
Organism: Paramecium pentaurelia
Lineage: Eukaryota; Ciliophora; Oligohymenophorea; Peniculida; Parameciidae
Source: the annotation of a GenBank genome assembly